CAUAUAAAAAGAAGAUGAAGUAGCCAAACCAGACUGACUGACUGUCAGAAAGCAGUCAGCAUAAUAGAGAGCAUUCAGGUAUUCAGCAUUGAAGCUGACUGCACUGUGGGCUGUUAUCUAUUUGUUCUAUACAGCACAACACAUUUAUCUCAGCCAGAAGGGUUCGAAGACCAUGCUGUCUAUGCGAGAGUUCUGGAAUAUUGUCUCCAUAUCACUUUGUGUCCAAGCACAGAUAUCACAGCAAUUAUCAGAUACCGGCCAUACGUGGAACUAUGAUGAUGGAGAAAAUGACUGGUCCAAAAAUUAUCCAUUUUGUGGAGGAACACAUCAAUCACCUAUUGACAUCUACUCAAAUAUUAAAUAUGAUGCUGCUUUAACACCAAUUCAGGUUGUUGGUUAUGAUAGUCCAGGCAUAGAUCACUUCACAUUGUCCAAUGAUGGGCAUUCUGUAAAAGUGAGCCUACCUGCCACUAUGUACAUAAGCAGUUUGAAGCAUAAAUAUACAGCAGUGCAACUCCAUCUGCACUGGGGAGAUCAGAAGAGGCCACAAGGCUCAGAACAUACCUUCAAUGACAGACGAUUUGCAGCUGAGCUACAUAUUCUACAUUAUAACUCUGACAAAUAUGUUGACUCACAGACGGCAACUGCUAAAGAAGAUGGUCUGGCUGUGCUUGGAAUUCUGUUAGAGGUUGGUUCUUUUAACCCCACCUUUGAGAAUAUUCAGAAAUACCUUAGCCAGGUUGCUUAUAAAGAUCAAGAGGUACAGAUUCCAGCUUUCAGUAUUCGGAAUCUGCUUCCAGUGACUUUAAAUGAAUACUACCGCUACAAUGGAUCCCUCACUACUCCCCCAUGUUACCCCUCUGUACUCUGGACAGUUUUCCGACAACCAGUGAAGAUCUCACAAGAGCAGCUUUUUUCCUUGGAGACAGCAUUGUUUUCUUCUAAUGUGGGUGACAGUAUUCCACAGCCAAUGGUCAACAAUUUCCGACAAAAACAGGAACGUGCAAAAAGAGAACUACUGGCAUCUUUCAAAGAAGAUUUUACAUUUCCAAUUGCCAUAGCCUUUAUCUUGGGGAUCUUUGUCAUUGUGGCAAUAAUCAUCUAUAUUAUUAGAAAAAGAAGAGCAAGACAACAAAGUGAAAGCAGAAAAAGGGUCAUGUAUGCCGCAGCACAAAAAGCAGAAGGGACGUCUUCCAUUGAAAUCUAACCCAUUUGCUGCAGUGAGGGCUGCAGUGGUUUUCCAGUGAUCAGUGGAUGCACAGCACCAGUGUUUAAGACAAACACCAUGGAUAAGAACAAGAAAUAAUACUUGAAUGUAGCUGUAUGUAGUUAUCUGGUACACAAUGAAACACUGAGGUGGUAGUUUACAUCAUUUUGUAAUGUUGGAAUGCUAUAUAUUUUCUUUUGAAGUCAGCUUGCAUAAGUAGAACACAUUUUUCAGACAUGAAUGAAGAAAACAAAUUUCUUCUUUUUCACGGACUUGUUCAAAGAUAAAAAAAAGUCACAGAAAAACAAGCAGUGAAAAUUGUUCAGCAAGUUCUGUAAAAAGAACACUCAAAGGCAGGAUUUUACACUUUGGCAAAGUUGCUCAAUGUAGCAUAAAUAAAGCAGUAUACGAAUUAGACAAUAUUACAAAAGCCCUUAGUCAGACUUCAUAUGUUAAAGUUAUUUUUUUAACAUUCGACUGAUGCAGAAUUCAGAGUACCAAAAAUACUUUUGGUCUUCCUGCUGUACUGUGAGAAUUAAAAAAAAUCAGAAGUCCUGUCUUAAAGGACUUCACUUGAGAGUUUAGUAUUGAUCAUUUUGUCAAUAUGUUUGCUGCAAUGUGUAAACUCUGAUCAUGUAUUUAUAUUAUUUUUUUACAGAAAGUCAAAAUUAAUGUAUUUAUCUUCAGACAUGGAGGCUCUUCUACACGGAGUGAUUAAACUUGGUGAUUAAUUGCCUAAAUGAAUGAUUAUACUUUGAUGUAAAUAAAUAGUCUGAGUAAUGUUUACAGAAGCGUGCUGUGAAACACCUGUUAUUGUUCACGAAAUCACUUUUCGAGGUCUAAGGUUUCAGUGGAAAAAGAACCUGUUGAAUUGUGCUAAUAGCUGAAGUGAGGUGCCCUAGGGCUGCAAUGAAUUUCAGAUACUAUAGAUGGUUUUCAUAAGCAUUACACUUACGCAUGAAGGCAAUCUACUCUGCCCGCAUCAAAGCACAGCCUUAGGAUUCAUAGAGGCCAGUUGCAGUAAUGAGGGGGUAUCCUUGAAUGAACAUAUGAAAAUGAAGGAGUAAUAAAAUAAAAAAUGAGAAAUGAUGUAGAAGUCCUUUUGCUAAUUAGUCCUCUUCCCACCUGUUUGCUAUUCAUAGUCAUCUUCUGAUGCGUUUCUGCAUUGUUUAUAAAUGUGCUAUAAAA
Molecule: messenger RNA, 2395 nt
Organism: Protopterus annectens (West African lungfish)
Lineage: Eukaryota; Metazoa; Chordata; Ceratodontiformes; Protopteridae
Gene: CA12
Product: carbonic anhydrase 12
Exons: 10
Coding region: 173-1207 (344 amino acids)
Cellular component (GO): plasma membrane
Molecular function (GO): zinc ion binding; carbonate dehydratase activity
Source: RefSeq, a predicted model, not a curated record